AAUAGAGGCGAUUCAGUCGGCCAAUCACAGCGGUUCGCGGCUUACGUUCACCCGCGGCUUAUCAAUCCGCGAUAAUGACUUGGCGGCUAAACAAUAACAAAAUGACUUAAAACAAAUCGUACACAAAAAUUGGUGCAGAGUCUCGCCGACUUUCGCGCGAGCAUAUCCUGCCAGUAACACGAAACCAAAUAAAAAAAAAGUGAACUCGAAGAGCCGCCAGCCGGUUCGACAUCGUCGGCAUAAUAAAAAAUAAAACAAAUGUGAAAUUGCAGUUUUUAAAAAAUACAGCUUUGAACAAUCAUUCUGUAUUUGUUUUCUACAAAUAUUUUAAAUAAUAAUUUUUAAAUCAAUACAGAACGUGAUCGGUUUUUUUAUGUUUUUUUUUGAAGUGUCAGUGACAGAGUCGUGCUGUAAAAGUGGCAUCGUGUUUACUAAUCAUAACUUACUUUCAUUUGUGCGGUCUCGAUUGAAGUGUUUUUUGUCGAUAGUACUAAUUAAUAAGCAAAUAAAACAGAGUCGUUAUAGUACGUAGUUGGUGAUGGCUGGGUGGAUAUUGCUGCUGGUGGUUGCCACCACUUUGGUGCGCUGCAGUGAUGUCGUGAAGGACUACACGCCUCUUAUAUACGAACCAUCGUGGGUGUAUAAAUGUGUUAGGCAGGAGGGUUGCCAGCGCUCGAGUCAGCCACAUCAGACCACUCCAUCCAACGCAUCCUCGUCACUUGUCUUCGAGAGCUUGGACCACUGUCGUUUAAUCUGUGGCCAGUUUGGAGGAAUCUGGCCCAGGCCUGUGUUUAUGAGCAUGGGCAUCCAAACUGUGCAUAUCCAUCCUAAUUCUUUGAGGUAUAACCUAAAUGGGGUUCCAGCAGAAGCUAAGGAGCUGAUGACUGAAAUGACCAAGAUCACCAGUGACAACAUCAGGGCAGAAUGCGGUGGGGAAGUCACGGCGGAAGCGAACACGUCCGUGGUGGUCUACCUCACUGUCAAGAGUCCUGACCUGACGUUGACAUGGUCUACUGAUGAGGAAUAUCUGUUAGAAGUCCAAACAGUAGGUAACAACAUUGCAGUCUUAAUUGUCGGAGAAACUGUAUAUGGAGCGCGUCACGGAUUAGAGUCCUUUACGCAGCUGAUUUCUUCUGACAGAGCAAAUUACGAUGACAAGAAAAAAUGUGGACUGCUCCUGGUAUCCGAAACCAAGAUUAAGGAUCGCCCUGCGUUCAGGCAUAGAGGCUUCCUAUUGGAUACUUCUAGAAACUUCAUCCCGAUGGAUGACAUUAAGAGGACCAUUGAUGGUCUUGCUGCGACCAAAAUGAAUGUUUUUCACUGGCAUGUGACUGAUUCACACAGCUUUCCUUUGGAGUCUAUUCGAGUGCCGCAAUUCACAAGAUAUGGAGCGUAUUCUCCGUCGGAAAUCUAUUCCACGGAGGAGGUGAGGCAGCUGGUGUCGUACGCGCGCGCGCGCGGCGUACGCAUCAUCAUCGAGAUCGACGCGCCCGCGCACGCUGGCAACGGUUGGCAGUGGGGCAAUGAUUACGGAUAUGGAGACCUCGCAGUGUGCGUGAAUGAGAAAAAAUGGCGGAAAUUCUGCAUUCAGCCACCCUGCGGUCAACUUAACCCCGCCAACCAGGUGAUGUACCGCGUGCUCAGGAACCUCUACAGAGAUAUAGCUGAUAUGUUGCCUAAACCACAGCUUUUUCAUAUGGGAGGAGAUGAGGUCUUUAUUGAAUGCUGGAACUCGAGUCAAGAGAUCAAAUCCUACAUGGCCAACAAGGGGUUUGCUAUUAACCAGGAAGGCUUUAUGAGGCUUUGGGCAGAGUUCCACGCCAAGGCGCUUCAGAUAUGGGAUGAAGAGUUGGUGGCCUCGGGCUCGAAGGCAAACGAAUCGGUCAUGAUCUGGUCCUCAGAUCUCACUAUGCCUGACAGGAUACAGAAGUACCUCAACAAGAAUCGCUUCGUGAUCGAAGUGUGGGAACCCGAGGAGAGUGACGUCCUGGACCAGCUGAUAGACCUGGGCUACCGCGUGGUGGACGUGCCCAAGGACGUGUGGUACCUGGACCACGGGUUCUGGGGCGCCACGCGGUACUCCAACUGGCGCCGCAUGUACUCGCACCAGCCGCGUCGCCACAGCCAGGUGCUCGGCGGCGAGGUGGCCAUGUGGAGCGAGUAUGUCGACAGCCUGGCCCUGGACGGGCGCGUGUGGCCGCGCACGGCGGCGGUGGGCGAGCGGCUGUGGUCGGCGGGCGCGCAGCCGGCGGAGGCGGCGAGCGCGCGGCUGUCGCGGCUGCGCGCGCGGCUGGCGGCGCGCGGCCUGCGCCCCGACGUGCUCGCGCCCGAGUGGUGCGCGCAGCACGACGGGAAGUGCUCCUAAUCACGUCAUUACACUGCUCGAGAAAAAGUACCAUGUAGGAUCCCUAUUUUUAUACAAUACAAUUUUAUAUCACUAUUUAACAUGGCAUACUUUUACUUAUCAUAAUAAUAGUUACGCAGAAUAUUAAUUUGGCAUAAAGUUUUAGGCUCAAUUUUUUUACGCAUACCUACCACAAGCAUAACUAUUUUUAAGCAUAAUAAUCUAAAGCAUAUUGGCGGCUUAGGCAGCACCCUAACCUACUGCUACACUAUAGCUUUAUGCAAAUCAAAAUUAUUGUGAAAGACAUUAGCCUAAAGUAUAAUUAUGCUUAUUGAAAAGUUAUUCCAAAAAACAAGUACCUAUGUCAAAAUGUUAUUAUGUCAAAAAAAUAUUUGCCCAAUUCGUUAUGCUAAAUUAAAUUAGGAUACAAAAUUUAUGCCAAAAACAGGGAUCCCUGUAGGAUGGCAGUUGCUGACGACGUAUCAUGCGCGUGUAAUGAGUCAGUUCGGCGAACGGCGUUCGGGCCUGAAUUAUAAAACACGUCAACAAGUCAUUACGUCACACUUUCGCAUAUUUUUACACGAGGCGAAUACGUUAUGGGUCAAAAAAUUGUAAAAAUAAAAUAACGUGUUACGUGUUUAUAUGUUUCGAGGCAGGCCUUCUGUUUCUGAUAAAAUAUGAUAUUGUUAUCUUACAGAUAAAAGGUGAUUAGCCAGUUCUAUCUACACUUUUUUGUAAACACAAUUUUAUCUGUUCGAUAUGUUACAUUGUAUGUGGAUACAACGUCACAUUAUAUGCUCGAUUAAUUAAAAAAUACGUUAUAGAUCUCACUGUGACAAUUUUAAUGCCCGUGACGUUGAAGGAGACUACUUCGAUGAUUUCAUCGUGCUAUUAAUCUAGAAGACUGACUUAAGUUUGCCUUAGGUAUUUUGUACUUAUGUCAGUGGGGCGUUUUGUUUAGGUAUUAAUUUUAGGAAUUUUUGACAAGUACCAUGACAAGGGGCAUUAGAUUACUUACAAUGAUUAGGUGUUUCAUUUUGCAGUAAACCAAAAACCACAGGAGUAAGAAACACCAAAUUUUCACAAUAUGACAGUUUCAAAAUUUUACUGGUGUUUAUAAUUUAUAUAAAACAAUUGUUAUUUGUAAAGCCAGUCUGUAUAUUCAAUGGCGUAGCUAUUUAUACCUAGGCCCGGGUUGCCAUUUUUCUAGUGGCUUUCCUGGAAUCUGGUUUAUUUAUAUUGUGCGUAGGGAGAUUUGUUUCACUAGUUUAAUUUAUAGUGUAUUAAUUUAAUUUAUUGGAAGUCAGUAUCCGAGGGGCUCCAUGACCUUGAGGGCCUCUCGGACAUGGCCUCCGAUAGCUACGCCACUGUGAAUAUUGUAUUACUGAGUUUUAUAUAUUUUUAAUGAAAUAGGUACAGUUAACUGCACGUCAAGUUACUCUGCACGAAUCUCUAUGCGGCGGUAAUGUUAACGAAUUCGGGUAACUUAAUGCACUUUGACUGUACCUCCAUCAUUCUCUAAUAUUCUUACCUCGUUAAAAGAUGUAAUUUUCUUUUACUAUUUAUAUUAGAUUACUUUUGAUUUUAUAAAAAAUACCUAACUGUAAAAUACAUAAUGUAAAAAAUUGUCUGUAUUUAAUUGUAAUAAAGUUGUACUUGUCUAACUAGAGGUAUGUAUUGUUGUGUAUUAAUAUCAUACUCAUGUUUAAGUAAGGUGUGGAAAAUAUUGUGAUAUAUUUAGUGGAACUACUUAGAAUGCAUGCCCAUUGAAAUAAAUUGAUUUUGAUACUA
Molecule: messenger RNA, 4135 nt
Organism: Plodia interpunctella (Indianmeal moth)
Lineage: Eukaryota; Metazoa; Arthropoda; Insecta; Lepidoptera; Pyralidae
Gene: Hexo2
Product: Hexosaminidase 2
Exons: 11
Coding region: 539-2365 (608 amino acids)
Biological process (GO): glycosaminoglycan metabolic process; protein deglycosylation; ganglioside catabolic process
Cellular component (GO): plasma membrane; lysosome
Molecular function (GO): beta-N-acetylglucosaminidase activity
Source: RefSeq, a predicted model, not a curated record